AUCACACAUCAAGGGCUAUUUGGCUUGUAUGUGUAGUUGUGUCCAAGGACUUUCUCGUUUUCAACUCUCAGUGUAUCAUGUCCCAUGGACUCCAGCUGAUGUUCCAUAUCAGUUAAACUGUCCACAUUUUCCCACUAAUCCCAACCCCCUAUAUUUUAGUUCCUGUUUUUUUUGAUAACUGAUAACUGAGAUAACUGAUUUGCCCCUGUGAUAAAAACAUCUUUGCAUGCCUUCCUACUGUAUAUAAUCCAAAGUUUAAAUGAAAUAGAAUUUACCUCUGACAUUGAAAUGUGUGAAGUUAAGAUUUUUGGGGAAAUUGGCAAGACAAGUGUGUUGUGUGUUUGAGGCUUUAUCACCAUUUAUCUUUCACCCGGGUUUAAGAAUGAUGGUGGUAUAAUAAUCCUUCUGCAUGGUUACCUGCACUGGGAGAUUAUGCCUGUCUCUCUCUCCUGGGAGUUUGUCAGAUGUGGAGGCAACCUAUAUGUCUGUAUGUGUGUGUGUCCCCGUGUAUGUCCAGUAUGAGCGUGUGCACGUGUUUGUGUAAUUGUGAGGGCAUGUGUUUUUUAGUUCAUGUAUGAAAAUAUUUGAGCAUAUGUGGAUGUACGAUAGAGCAUGGUUGCGUGUCUUAAAGUGGGUGUACAGAUUAAUGUGUAUGAUGAUUACAGUUGCUUGUACGCUUGCGUUAAUACUUAAUAUACAUGUUGGAAGAGAUCCAGUGUGGGUGUAUCCUCCACAUACGAGCGCGAUAGCCCAGUGUGGACCCUGCUACCAGAGAGAGUGAUGGUGUAGUUCGCUGGGGCUGCUUUCCCUCCUUCGCUGAGAUUUGAUUUACUUGUCUGAGGUGUGACCUCAUCAUCCAGGCUGUGUGAUACCCCACCUCCCCAAGGCAGGAUCCACAUCAACAUCAUCAGCUGGUAGAAACUGGGCAGGGCUUGUGUGAGACAUCUCUGAUUCCUGUUAGUUUGACGCAUGUGUGCUUGCUUGUGUGUGUGUAGGAGAGACACAGGGAGUGUGUGCAUGUGUCUAUGAGAGAGAGAGAGAGAGAGAGAGAGAGAGAGAGAGAGAGAGAGAGAGAAAGGUAGCGCAAGAGUGAGCGAGAGAGAGAGAGACAAAGCAAUACAGCGUGUAUCAUGCAUGUGCAUUAACCGAGUCCCAGCAGCGGCAGAGGCAGAAACAGCAGCAGAGAGAGAGAGAGAGAGAGCGAGCGAGAGAGAGAGAGUUAGAGGGAGGGAAGAUAAGCUCGGUCACAGAACAAAAGCUGCAGAGACUGUUCAUGGUCUUAGCUUAUGCCUUCUAAAAAAGAGCAGUGGGGUAAAGGAGCACAAUAGAAAAGGCACAGUGACACUGAAUCCAAAGCGGCUUCUUCUCCAUGUUUUUGGGGAUCCUGCAUUCGACUGCCCUCAUCUCCAAACAGAAAGGAUGUCCGUGUCGGGGAAGAAGGACUUUGACGUGAAGCAGAUCCUUAGGCUCCGCUGGCGUUGGUUCAGUCACUCCUCCCAGAGUUCUGCUGGAGGGGGAGGCGGAGGUGGAGGAGCUUACAUCCAGCAAGAGGGCUUCGACCACAGGGGCACACCAGUCCAGAGUCGGCUCAAGAGUCACUCCCGGGACAGAGGUGGGCUCCGGAAGAGCAGCAACAGUCCAGUCCAUAGUAUCCUGGUGCCGACUCCUGGUCCCACACCUGUAUGUGUCAGGGCAGGCCGUCAAUCAUGGCACAACCUGCACAGGCCCAUCUACCACCUGGCAGCCAGCCAGGAGGCUCCAAAAACAGGUGAUUCCUCCAACAACACUGAGGAGGCAGAAGCCAAGAGCAACCUGGAGAAUGUGAAUAGCAACACAGAGGACCUCUCCGAGGUGGAAGCAGGAGAAAGGUUGACUCUAAGUAGCUACUCAAGGAUGAGCUCCAAUUGCUCUGAUGAGUUCUUCCAGGCUACGAACCAUGCGGAACAGACCUUCCGCAAGAUGGAGACGUAUCUUCAGCACAAACAGCUGUGUGAUGUUCUCCUGAUCGCAGGAGAUCAUAAGAUCCCAGCCCACAGACUUGUCCUAAGUGCGGUCUCAGACUACUUUGCUGCCAUGUUUACCAAUGAUGUGAGAGAGGCAAAACAGGAGGAAAUCAAGAUGGAGGGUGUGGAUCCUGAUGCCUUGAGAUCAUUGGUUCAUUUUGCUUACACUGGUGUCCUUGAACUGAAGGAGGAGACUAUUGAGAGUUUAUUGGCAGCUGCCUGCCUGCUCCAGCUCUCACAGGUCAUCGAGGUCUGCUGUAACUUCCUCAUGAAGCAGCUCCAUCCUUCCAACUGCCUGGGGAUACGCUCCUUCGCAGAUGCCCAGGGAUGCGUGGACCUGCUCAAUGUGGCCCACACCUAUACCAUGGAGCAUUUUCUGGAGGUAAUCCAGAACCAGGAGUUCCUCUUGCUCCCGACCGCUGAGAUAGUCAAGCUGCUGUCCAGCGAUGACAUCAAUGUCCCCGACGAGGAGACCAUCUUCCAGGCGCUGAUGUUGUGGGUUAGGUACGACGUUCAGCAGCGACAGCAAGACCUGGGGCUGCUCCUGGCCAACAUUCGUCUACCCCUUCUACCCCCACAGCUCCUAGCCGACUUGGAAAACAACAAGAUGUUUUCGGAUGACCUGGAAUGCCAAAAGCUACUUAUGGAGGCUAUGAAGUACCACUUACUGCCGGAACGUCGCCCGAUGUUCCAGAGCCCCAGAACCAAACCUAGAAAGUCCACUGUCGGAGCUCUUUACGCUGUUGGAGGAAUGGAUGCUACCAAAGGCUCCACAACCAUUGAGAAGUAUGACCUAAGGACCAACACCUGGAUACAGGUGGGCAUCAUGAAUGGGCGCAGGCUCCAGUUCGGGGUGGCGGUCAUCGAUAACAAGCUCUAUGUGGUCGGGGGCAGAGAUGGACUCAAGACCUCCAACAUGGUGGAGUGCUACAAUCCCAUCAACAAAGUGUGGUCCACAAUGCCCCCCAUGUCAACACACAGGCAUGGCUUAGGUAUUGCUGUGUUAGAGGGUCCUAUGUAUGCUGUCGGGGGCCAUGAUGGAUGGAGCUAUCUGAACACGGUGGAGAGGUGGGAUCCCCAGGCCAGACAGUGGAACUACGUGGCCAGCAUGUCCACCCCACGCAGCACCGUAGGAGUUACUGCACUCAAUGGGAAAUUGUUUGCAGUUGGAGGCAGAGAUGGGAGCUCAUGUUUGAGAUCCAUGGAAUGCUUCGAUCCACACACCAACAAGUGGAGCAUGUGCGCGCCCAUGGCAAAGAGGCGAGGGGGGGUGGGUGUGGCCACCUACAACAGUUUCCUGUAUGCGGUCGGAGGCCAUGAUGCCCCAGCGUCAAAUCACUGCUCUCGACUCUCGGAUUGUGUAGAGAGGUAUGACCCAAAGACAGACACAUGGACAACCGUGUCGUCCCUCAGUGUCCCCAGAGACGCUGUUGGAGUGUGUCUGCUGGGAGACAGGCUCUACGCUGUGGGAGGAUAUGAUGGUCAGUCUUACCUGCACAACGUUGAGUCCUACGAUGCACUGAACAACGAGUGGACUGAGGAGGUGCCGCUCAACAUUGGCAGAGCGGGUGCCUGUGUUGUGGUAGUGAAACUGCCUUGAGGACUUAAAAAAAAGAAUUCUGGGAAGAGGUACAAAAAAAAAACUACACUGGACAUGCAAGCAGGAGAUUCUCCACUGAGAAUCACUUUUCUUUGUUUUUCUACUUGGAAAACACUAGAAACACACAAAGCAUUGUUUUGUAUUAACAACUUUUCAGACAACUUGAAAGGACAUUUAAUUGUUAGUAAGAAUGCACCAUAAAUUCUCAACAUGAUGAACAGAUGCAAUUUGUAAGAAACAGUGCCAUGCUUUUGUCAGUAUGCUUGUCUGAAAUCCUUUGUAAAAUAUAAACAUAGGACAAAUAAAGCUAUGUUUAAAAUUAGUUAUCCUAUCGGAGGAUUAGUUUUACAUUUAUAAAGUAAAGUGACAUUAUAUAUUUGUCUCAUCCCAUAUAUUUUUGAGGUUUAUAUAUUCCCUUGUAUUCCUCUCUUUUAGCCAGUUGGAAAGUAUGUGUAAUUUUAAUACAUUUGAAGCUUCUGUAAAUGAUUGAAUUGACUUGACUUCAUUUGAGUUCAUUAGCUGAUGCUCUCUGAAUACGUCCUUUUUUAUUCUUGAAUUAAGUGUUUUUGAAGGACCACUGUGAACACUGUAAUUAUUAAGUUUGCUAUUGCAAUACUUGUGUCUCCAAUUGGAGGAAAUUGCUCAUGCACAGGACUCUGCUCAACACUUAGUUUUUAGUCUGGAAAUAAUGUCCUAACGGACCUUUACUAAAAUGUUUCUUGAUGGAAGUUGUAGCUAAAUAACACCAAAGUAAUUAGCUUGUAUUAGUCAUGUACACUUAAAAAACUUUUACACAAUUGUGGAGAUAAGAAAUGCAGUAUAUCAUAUUGAUAUUUAAAGUCAUUUGCAAGCUUGCCAAAAGUAUGUCAUAUUUAUACACUUUCUAGAGCUAGGCCUGCCUGGUAGGGGUAGAGGCAACACAUUAAACCAUUAUCAGGAAUUAAAUACAUGCUAUGUGUAUAAAUGAGUUUCUAUACAGUUUAUUUCAUUGGGAACAUAUUCAAUGAUAAACACACUGUACUUUUCUAUCCCGUUAUGUGCUAGCAGUUGGUCAUGAAAGUCCAAAAAUGUAAUCACACUAGUCAAAAUUGUUGUCACCCAUUGGAACAAAAUAACAGUAACAUAUAAUGUAAUUUUGAUUAAAUGAAGAAAGUUAGGGAUGACACUUAGGUAUUAAGCUUCUGUGGUUACAACUAGGCAUUACACUGUCUGUUUUGUUAGAGUAAGGCUUACAGUUGGUGAGGGUUUCUAAGGUUAGAAUAACUCCAGGACCCAAAAGCAAAAUUAAAUCGCUAGCACUUUACUGGGAUCAAAACCAGAACCCUUAGGUUAAGCACAACCUAUUUACAAAAACUUCUGCUGUGUUAAAUUAAAUUAUAUUCACAUUUCCCUUCAAACUGCUGAUGCUAUUCUAACAUGGUUAAGUUUCAGAGCAUGUUCUAUCUCGGACACACAGUAUGUGCGCAAAUGGGAAGCAUUGUGUACAAAACAGCAUAUGCUGUGAAGGUGGUGGGGAAGAUAUGGAGGACAGAUGAAUCUCCGGAUUACACCAACUGAGUGAAAAGCUUUUGGCUCUACUUUUGAUGCAGACCCUUACUAUCAAACAUGAAUUUACAUGUCUAUAUGUAUGAAGAAAAAACAACAGUGAAAUUUAUUUUUUAUUUUGAAUUGCAUCUUGUUACAGACUACUAGAAAUAUAAGAAAUUCAUACAUUUCCAAUGCCCUACAAAAACAGAAAAAAUCUGUCUAAAUUGCCACAGCCAAAAUGUUUAGUACUGUAGGCAAUAAAUACAUUAUGAACCAGGCUACAGGGUACAUAGCCUAGAAUUAUGGGAGAGUUAUGGAAUGACCAUUGGCUUGAUAAGUGAUUUCUGAAAUUAAGUAGCCUUGUCAGUUAAAUAACAAUUUCCAUAACUUAUUCAAUAUUAUUCAUAUUAUUUGCUCAACAAAUCAACUAAACAGUGUCCCAAAAACGGUCAAAAUAGGUUAUUUCAAAAGUUUUGUCAGUGACAAAAUCAUGUUUAGAGAAAAACUCGUCUUUUAAGGAACUACAGUACAGCUACUUUCCCCAGGUCAUUUGGGUCUUCUCUGUAGAAGGUAAUUUUUGAAUAACUACCCAUUGUACUGACAAUGUGUUUUGAGGUGUUGUGGCAUCAGAGGCCAUAAUUGCCCCGGGAAUUAGUUUAUAUGAUCGUUUUUUGUAUUUACUGAAAGACAUUGUGAUUGUGAAAGUUGAACAUUAAUGUUGAAACUCUUUCUGAGUAGGAUGAUUUGUAAUAGUAAUAAUGACAUGCUUUAAGCCAAACUAUUGAUUUCCAUCAUGAUUUUAUAUUGCAUGCUGAAUUCAACAUGAUACAAUGUAUGAAUACUUUUUUGGUUAUUUGUUCACUACGGAUACUGUUACUAUUGCCUACAAACAAAUAAACAAAAGGAAUGUAAUA
Osmerus eperlanus (European smelt) is the source of this 6044-nucleotide messenger RNA. RefSeq names its product kelch-like family member 4 (gene klhl4). Gene Ontology annotation, molecular function: protein binding. The record is from RefSeq and is a predicted model, not a curated record. Lineage: Eukaryota; Metazoa; Chordata; Actinopteri; Osmeriformes; Osmeridae. The transcript is spliced from 11 exons. Bases 1135 to 3603 code for a protein of 822 amino acids.